This is a messenger RNA of Gryllus bimaculatus (two-spotted cricket), 1623 nucleotides long. The record is from the annotation of a GenBank genome assembly. NCBI's taxonomy places the organism in Eukaryota, Metazoa, Arthropoda, Insecta, Orthoptera, Gryllidae.
GCCGGCCGCCUGGUGCUCGGGCGGCAACUGGUGGGCCGGCGCGCGCCGGCGGUUCAUAUCGCAAUUGGAGCAACAGGUCGUUCCAGUCAGAGUAGCAAGUGGCGGUGUUGAAAGCGCUCAAAGAUCUCUUUAUAAUCGCGUGACCGCUUCGAACGGAAGGACACUCAGAAAGCGGGUACCAACGUGUACUGGACGGAGGCAACGGAAGAAGAGAACAACGGAGAACCACCAAAAGUGAAGCAAUGGACAAAAAAAGUGGGGGUCAAAUGGAUAUUAAAAUUGACGGCCAGGAUGUGGGAAAACUGGUGAUUGAAGGAAAGACAAAAUGUGUCUGGGAUCUACCAAAACUACCAGGACACGUCCUUCUCCAAAGCAAAGAUCGCAUUACUGCUGGUGAUGGUGUAAAAGCUCAUAAUAUGGAAGGCAAAGCUGCCAUAUCCAACCAAACCAAUGGAAAAGUAUUUGAGCUUCUCAAUUCUGUUGGGGUGAGAACAGCUUAUGUUAAAAGUGCUGGCGAGAAGUCCUUUAUUUCCAAGAAAUGUGCAAUGAUUCCCAUUGAAUGGGUUGCCCGCCGUUUAGCGACAGGGUCCUUUUUAAAACGCAACCCAGGUGUGCCUGAAGGAUACCGCUUCAAUCCUCCAGUACAAGAAACUUUUUUCAAGGAUGAUGCUAACCAUGAUCCUCAAUGGUCAGAGCAACAGAUUGUAUCAGCAGAUUUUAACGUGAAUGGCAGACGCAUUGGUCAGGAUGAAGUAGACAUUAUGCGCAGAACUACAAUUUUAGUAUUUGAAAUACUGGAGAAAGCUUGGGCAACCCGAAAUUGUGCUCUAAUAGAUAUGAAGAUUGAAUUUGGUGUAGAUUCUAAAGGAGACAUUCUUCUUGCUGAUGUUAUUGAUAAUGAUUCCUGGAGGCUGUGGCCUUCUGGUGAUAAGCGCUUAAUGAAGGAUAAGCAGGUUUACAGAAAUCUCACCACUGUUACUGAAGCUGAUUUGCUUGAUCUCAAGAAAAAUUUCAAGUGGGUUGUUGAUCAGUUGGAUCUCCUGCCACGCGUUUCAGAUUCACUGGUUGUUAUUUUGAUGGGUUCACCGUCUGAUGAAGAACAUUGCAAGAAGAUUGCAAAGUAUUGCAAGGACUUUGGAUUACAGACAAAAUUGAGAGUAACAUCGGCUCAUAAGGGUACUGAUGAGACUUUAAAAAUUGCUGCCCAUUAUGAAGGAUCUGGGGACAAAGUGGUUUUUAUCGCUGUUGCUGGCAGAAGUAAUGGUCUUGGACCUGUAUUAUCAGGAAACACAGUUUUCCCAGUUAUCAAUUGCCCUCCUGUAAAACCUGAUAAUGUUACUCAAGACAUCUGGUCUUCACUGAAUGUGCCAUCUGGUCUUGGCUGCACUACUGUUGUUUAUCCAGAAUCAGCAGCUCUUGCAGCUGCUCAAAUUCAUGCCUUGCACGACUAUCUUGUGUGGUCUCGUCUGAGAGUAAAGCAGCUUAAUAACUUUGUGACUUUGAAGGUUGCUGAUAAAAUGAUUCGAGAUAUGGAAAUUUGAUAUGUUGCUCAAUUCCAUUGUUCAUGCUCAAAUUUGUAUUCAAAUUUAUUUUUUUCAAUAAAGUGAAUCCAAAAUAUUUAAA